Gavialis gangeticus (Gharial) is the source of this 937-nucleotide messenger RNA. It is a transcript of the gene YEATS4, whose product is annotated as YEATS domain containing 4. The record is from RefSeq and is a predicted model, not a curated record. Lineage: Eukaryota; Metazoa; Chordata; Crocodylia; Gavialidae. Gene Ontology annotation, biological process: regulation of DNA-templated transcription. The transcript is spliced from 7 exons. The coding region runs from base 67 to 750 and encodes 227 amino acids.
CGCGGAGUGGGGGGCUGAGCGCAGGCGGCCCGGUGCGGCUGCGGGCGGGGCCCCCGGCGGAGCAAUAUGUUCAAGAGAAUGGCUGAGUUUGGGCCUGACUCCGGCGGCAGAGUAAAGGGUGUUACUAUUGUGAAACCUAUAGUCUAUGGAAAUGUUGCGCGAUACUUUGGAAAGAAAAGAGAGGAAGAUGGUCAUACUCAUCAGUGGACAGUUUACGUGAAGCCUUACAGAAAUGAGGAUAUGUCUGCUUAUGUGAAGAAAAUUCAAUUCAAGUUACAUGAAAGCUAUGGGAAUCCUUUAAGAGUUGUUACCAAACCGCCAUAUGAAAUUACUGAAACAGGUUGGGGGGAAUUUGAAAUCAUCAUUAAGAUAUUUUUUAUUGAUCCCAAUGAAAGGCCUGUAACUUUGUAUCAUUUGCUGAAGCUGUUUCAAUCUGAUACCAAUGCAAUACUGGGGAAGAAAACUGUGGUUUCUGAAUUUUAUGAUGAAAUGAUAUUUCAAGAUCCUACUGCUAUGAUGCAGCAACUGUUGACAACCUCUCGUCAGCUGACACUAGGAGCUUACAAACAUGAGACUGAGUUUGCAGAUCUUGAAGUUAAAACCAGAGAAAAGCUGGAAGCUGCCAAAAAGAAAACCAGUUUUGAAAUAGCUGAGCUUAAAGAGAGAUUAAAAGCAAGCCGUGAAACUAUCAACUGUUUGAAGAACGAAAUUAGGAAACUUGAAGAAGAUGAUCAGUCUAAAGAUAUCUAACAAGCAUCAACUUGAUAAAGACAUUACACUGAAACUUAAGGGACUUUGAUUCUGGAAUCACAUUAACACUUUCUCUCUCUCUUUUGUGGAGGGAACUACAUACAGUUUCAUUAAUGAAUUUCAUUUGAAAAAUGUGGGAUUUAGCUUUAUACAUGAGCAAAUAAAAUUACACUUUUGUAGCUUAAAA